AUGAAUUAUUAAACAGAUUAGUUUACAAAUACCAAAGCCUAAUUUUCAAAAAUAACUGUAACCUAAGUUCUUGAACAUCUACAUAAUUGUCGAUUUCCUACAACUGAACCUGAAACGAAUUAAUUCAUCCAAAAUUAUAAGGUAGUAUAGCUACAAUAUUCAGUCAGCCUUUAAUUAUAGAGGAUUACGAGGAUUUGAUAAAUAGUCCCAAUUUUACAAUCAUUUUUGAAAAACAAAACCUCUUUUACGGUAUUGUAAUAAAUGGUAAGAAGAAUGGACUUGGAGUUCAAUUUAAAAAUCAAAAAAGCAUUUUUGAAGGUGUUUGGAUAGAUAAUUAGAAAAAUGGAAGAGGUAUUGAGCUAUUUUUUAAUGGCUCUUACUAUUUUGGAUAGUAUUAAGAUGGAAAACCUGAAGGCUUUGGGAAAUUUUAAUGGCAAAACGAUGAAACUUAUGAAGGAUAAUGGUUUUAAGGAAAGAAACAUGGUUCUGGUAUUUGGAAAGGAUCUAAAGGAGAUUCCUAUAUUGGAGAAUGGAAAAUGGGAGUUCCUGAUGGUUAUGGAGUGCAUCAAUGGAUUAAUGGUGAUCGUUAUGAAGGAGAAUUCAAAAAUUAUUUAAAGGAUGGUUAUGGAACUGAAAAAUUCAUUAAUGGAGAUACUUAUAUAGGAUAAUAUGAAAAAGGUAAGCCGAAUGGAAUUGGAGAAUAUUUUUGGAAUAAUGGAGCUGUUUAUAAAGGAGAAUUUAAAGAUGGAUUAAGACAUGGAAAAGGAAUUUGGAAAAGAGGAAAUGGAUUAUCAGAUUCUUAUAAAGGAGAUUAUUAAAAUGAUUUGAAAUAAGGAUAUGGUAUUUAUUCAUGGGCUGAUGGAAAUCGUUAUGAGGGAUCAUUCUCGAAUGAUUUAAGAGAUGGUUAAGGUAAUAUGUAUUGGAAUGAUGGUUCUUUUUAUUAAGGGUAAUGGAAAUAAGGAAUUUAAGAUGGUUAAGGAAUCUUAUCACUUAAUUAAGAACUUAUUAAAGGAAUUUUUUAUGGAACUAAAGUCAUAGAAAUUAUUGAAAAUACCUAAUUACAUACAAAUUUAAUAAAAAAUAAAAUUCCUCAACUUGAAACUAAUUCAAGAUAAACAUCAUAUUCAACAGAUGAUUAUCGUCAGAAUCAAAAUUAUUCGUUAAUGGAUAAAAGAAAAAAUUCUACUGAAUAUAGUACAAAAGUAAAUUCAUUUACUCAAACUUACAGAGAUUCCAAUUCUAUAGAAUCAAGAUUGUAAAAUAUACAAGCUACAAAGAAAACAGGUGUAAUCAACUCAAAAUUAUUGAAUUAAAUAAAUUUAAGAUUUCCAAAAAUGCAGCAAGAGUAAUCCAAUAAAUAAAAAGUAUAGAAAAAAUUGUGGAAACCUACAGGAGUCCCAUAAAAUGUUAAAUUUUGA
Messenger RNA from Paramecium sonneborni, 1418 nucleotides. The record is from the annotation of a GenBank genome assembly. Lineage: Eukaryota; Ciliophora; Oligohymenophorea; Peniculida; Parameciidae.